GUGCGCUGCUGGGAGCCGGUGUUCGCGCGCAGAGAGCGAGCGCGGGGCGCACCGUUGCGGGCACCACGGGCGCACGGGAGGUGUGAGCCUUCUAAGUAGCAUAUGGCAAAACAUUAGGCCAACCUGUGACGGCCCCUGCAGUUAAGAACCUGUGCCUUCUUACCUUCUCUGCUGCUGUGGAUGGCCCUGGCUGUCUUGACUGCCCUUCCCAAUAGGAUGUCACUGAGAUCCCUCAAAUGGAGCCUGCUGCUGCUGUCCCUGCUGAGCUUCCUGGUGAUAUGGUACCUCAGCCUCCCCCACUACAACGUGAUCGAGCGUGUGAACUGGAUGUACUUCUAUGAGUAUGAGCCAAUUUACAGACAAGACUUUCGCUUCACACUCCGAGAACAUUCCAACUGUUCUCAUCAGAGCCCAUUCCUUGUCAUCCUGGUGACCUCGCGCCCCUCAGAUGUGAAAGCCAGACAAGCCAUUAGAGUUACUUGGGGUGAGAAAAAGUCCUGGUGGGGAUAUGAGGUACUCACGUUUUUCUUACUAGGCCAGCAGGCUGAAACGGAAGAUAAAACGUUAGCGUUGUCCUUGGAGGAUGAGCACAUUCUCUAUGGCGAUAUUAUACGUCAAGACUUUCUAGACACAUAUAAUAACUUGACCUUGAAAACUAUUAUGGCUUUCAGGUGGGUAAUGGAGUUUUGCCCCAAUGCCAAGUACAUCAUGAAAACAGACACUGAUGUUUUCAUCAACACUGGCAAUUUAGUCAAGUAUCUUUUAAACCUAAACCACUCAGAGAAGUUUUUCACGGGCUAUCCUCUAAUUGAUAACUAUUCCUAUAGAGGAUUUUUCCAUAAAAACCACAUUUCAUACCAAGAGUACCCUUUCAAGGUGUUCCCUCCCUACUGCAGUGGGCUGGGAUACAUUAUGUCCGGCGACUUGGUGCCUAGGGUCUACGAGAUGAUGAGUCACGUGAAGCCCAUCAAGUUUGAAGACGUUUAUGUUGGCAUCUGUUUGAAUUUGUUAAAAGUGGACAUUCAUAUUCCAGAAGACACAAACCUUUUCUUUCUGUACAGAAUCCACUUGGAUGUAUGUCAGCUCAGACGCGUGAUUGCAGCCCACGGCUUUUCUUCCAAGGAGAUCAUCACAUUCUGGCAGGUGAUGCUGAGGAACACCACAUGCCAUUAUUAAGCCCAUCCGUCACCCAUCUAGGGAAGGGAGGAAGGACAUUGUAGACAGGGUCAGAGUUAGCACUGUGGGAAACUCAGGAAGUUUAGUGUGCUGGCUUGCCUGGGCUGAAACUCACGGAGCAUCCCUAGACAGGAGCUCCAAGGCCUGAACUUACAGCAAUUGUUUUCACAGGAUUUAACUCGGAUCCUUUAAAGGUGACAGAGGAGUCAAACAUAAUGCAAAGGAACAGUUUUGCUAACCAAAUCAAAGGGUCACACAGUCUGAAUGGCUCAGGCUGUAGAUUAGAAUUUCUUAAGAUUUCCCUGAAAGAAAAACUAACUAGUCCACAGCCAGAAUACAGUGUGGAGUUGUAUUUAUUAGAUAGUCUAGUCACAUAAUGGUUCAGUGUGUAUCUUAAGUGGUUAUUAUUAAUAUAUAUAUAUGUAUAUAUAUAUAUAUAUACACACACACACACACACACACACACAUAUUUCUUGUAAAAAGCUUUACAGAGUUAUGUUGAAAACAUUCAUUUGUAUUGUUUUCAUUUGCAAGGUACUCAAUGAUGUGGUAUGUAAGAGUUAUCAAAUCAAGUAUUAUUUAAUGUUAUUUCAAUUUUCUAAGUGUUUAAAGGUUAUGGUGGUUUCAGUAUUAUAUAAUGAAUUGCCUUUCACAUUUGAGCUUUGUUUUAUUCACUGCUGAUCGGUUUAAUUAAUGUGACGUUAAUGUGACAUCAUAGGUUAUUACCGAUUGUCCAUAAUCUGUUGAACUCUGUUGCACUUGUAAACAUAUGGAGAAUUAAAGCAAGAAAAUUCAAGCUUUGAAUAGUUUUUUUUAAAAUGUAGUCAGUGUUUCCAGAUGUCACUUUGUCCGUCUCAAAUAAUAGAGACCUCCAGGCAGAGCCUUUCCUGAAAGCACAGAAGGCAAGAUGUCUCAGUGUUUACUAUGGCAGUGUAUAAGCUGGAAAGGGGAAGUGGAAGAUCCAGGUUGUAUUGUUAACCCUCCCAGUGUUUGUUUUCUACUGAGUAAUCAAUUUGUCAAUAAAGGAUUUCUA
Mus pahari (shrew mouse) is the source of this 2209-nucleotide messenger RNA. It is a transcript of the gene B3galnt1, whose product is annotated as beta-1,3-N-acetylgalactosaminyltransferase 1 (globoside blood group). The record is from RefSeq and is a predicted model, not a curated record. Gene Ontology annotation, molecular function: N-acetyl-beta-D-glucosaminide beta-(1,3)-galactosyltransferase activity. Gene Ontology annotation, cellular component: membrane. NCBI's taxonomy places the organism in Eukaryota, Metazoa, Chordata, Mammalia, Rodentia, Muridae. The transcript is spliced from 3 exons. The coding region runs from base 181 to 1176 and encodes 331 amino acids.